AUGACCUCCUACAAGCUCAGGGGCUCUCAGGAGGGCUAUGGGCACGCUGCCCCGGGCACGGACGCCGGCAAAGUUUUCUGCAUGUUCUACGCCAUCCUGGGCAUCCCGCUGACGCUGGUCAUGUUCCAGAGCCUGGGGGAGCGCAUGAACACUGUCGUGCGGCUACUGCUCAAGAAGAUCAAGAAGUGUCUGGGCAUGAGAACAACCAACGUCUCCAUGGAGAACAUGGUCCUCGUCGGCUUUCUGUCCUGCAUGGGGACCCUGUGCAUCGGCGCGGCAGCCUUUUCUUAUUUCGAGGGCUGGACUUUCUUUCAUGCCUAUUACUACUGCUUCAUAACCUUGACCACUAUUGGCUUUGGAGACUUUGUGGCUCUGCAGAAGAACGAGGCUUUGCAAAAGAAGCCCCCGUACGUGGCUUUCAGCUUCAUGUACAUCCUGGUGGGCCUGACCGUCAUCGGCGCCUUCCUCAACCUGGUGGUGCUGCGGUUCCUGACGAUGAACUCGGAGGACGAGCGGCGGGACGCCGAAGAGCGCGCCUCGCUGAGGAGAGCCCGCAACAACAUCCACCUCACGCCGAAAGAGGACAGCCGGAGCAGCAAUGCCAUUUUUCUCCCCGUGGAGGACAGGACGAGCCAGAUGAACCUCAUCCCGCUGAUCCAGGAGGAUGCGGAGAGGCAGCGGCGCCAGUCGGCCAACUCGGCGGCCGCCGUCCCCUCCUUCUGCACGUGCCUGUGCUACAGACCUCAGCUGUGCGGCAGCCCAGUGCCCUCCCACCCCGAGACCCUCAGCUGCCACACCAACCCCGUGUAUUACAACUCCAUUUCCUACAAAAUCGACGAGGUGUCCCUGAGCACACGGGGUCAGACCGGCUCUUCCCCGGGGAGCACUUUAUCAUCCACCAGCGCUCGCUGCCGGCAGCACCCCCGGCUGCGGAGGAAAUCCAUCUAG
Nipponia nippon (crested ibis) is the source of this 948-nucleotide messenger RNA. The record is from RefSeq and is a predicted model, not a curated record. Lineage: Eukaryota; Metazoa; Chordata; Aves; Pelecaniformes; Threskiornithidae.